Messenger RNA from Serpula lacrymans var. lacrymans S7.9, 1422 nucleotides. RefSeq lists its product as uncharacterized. Gene Ontology annotation, biological process: protein polyubiquitination; ubiquitin-dependent protein catabolic process. NCBI's taxonomy places the organism in Eukaryota, Fungi, Basidiomycota, Agaricomycetes, Boletales, Serpulaceae. The transcript has 10 exons. Gene Ontology annotation, molecular function: ubiquitin protein ligase activity. The coding region runs from base 85 to 1287 and encodes 400 amino acids. The record is from RefSeq and is a predicted model, not a curated record.
UUCAUCCAGGCUGCCGUGCUAGAAGAGCAGAAGCUGUCCGAGCCGCCGGGUGCACGCCCUUUCUCGUCACGCCAAAUAGCAUAUAUGUCGCCUCGUCUGGGUGUGCUGAACAAUAUCCCUUUCGCUAUUCCUUUCGAAAUUCGGGUUUCCAUUUUCCGAAAUUUCGUCGCAAGCAACAUGGUCCAGGAAGGCGUAGAUCAUUUCAGUAGGUAUAAUCGGACAGUCAUCACGGUCAGGAGAGGCCAUAUUGCCGAAGAUGGCUUCGACCGUCUGUCUGAAGCCAAUCUCAAAGCUCCUAUAAGGAUAGAAUUCAUCGAUCAGUUCGGAGAACCAGAAGCUGGCAUAGACGGUGGCGGUGUGUUCAAAGAGUUUUUCACUUCUUUGUGCAAGGAAGUGUUUGACACGAACCGGGGCCUUUGGCUCGCGACCAAGAAGAACGAGCUGUAUCCAAAUCCUCAUUCGUACGCCACAGAACCCCACAGCUUGAAUUGGUACCGGUUCAUUGGCCGAAUCCUAGGGAAAGCACUUUACGAGGGCAUUCUUGUCGAAGUUGCUUUUGCCGGAUUCUUCCUCGCCAAGUGGCUGGGGAAACAAAGUUUUCUAGAUGAUCUGGCUUCUCUGGACCCUGACUUGUAUCAAGGUCUUAUAUUCUUGAAGAACUACACGGGUAACCCGGAAGAUUUGUCAUUGAACUUCACCGCUGCAGUCGAAGAAUUUGGCGUAGCCAAGACUGUGGACUUGAUCCCGGAUGGUAGUAAUGUUGCCGUGACGCGAGAAAAUCGGUUGCAGUACAUCUAUCUCGUAUCUCAUUACAGAUUGAGUAAACAGAUCAAGCAGCAAAGCGAUGCAUUCUUUGAAGGACUGUCGGAGAUGAUUGACCCAAAAUGGCUACGUAUGUUCAACCAACAAGGACUCCAAAUUCUACUCGGUGGUGUCGAUUCUCCGAUAGAUCUUGACGACUUGAGAGAAAACACCAGUUAUGGUGGUCUGUUUGAUGACAAAGACGCUACAAUUGAGAUAUUUUGGAAGGUCGUCAAUUCUUUCGACCAAGAGCAGCGUCGCGCCUUCUUGCGUUUCGUCACCAGUUGCAGUCGGCCACCCCUAUUGGGUUUCAAAGAGCUCGCUCCCAAUUUCGCAAUCCGAGACUCUGGCAGCGACGAAAAACGACUACCUACCUCCAGUACGUGUGUCAACCUGCUGAAGCUGCCUCGAUAUCAAAGUGAAGCCGUUUUGCGUCAAAAGCUGCUACAAGCCAUCACUUCCGGUGCUGGCUUUGAUCUUUCGUAGACGUUGCUAUAAACCAAAGACGCCUGUUGUAUUUGUCCGCUGUAUCGCUAUAGAUGUUUUUUUUUGACAUACAUGGUUGUGCUACACUCAUUUGUAUUACAUUGUCCAAAGCUUCUUCUUUUGCCUUUUGACUAG